Aedes albopictus (Asian tiger mosquito) is the source of this 5130-nucleotide messenger RNA. RefSeq lists its product as uncharacterized. Gene Ontology annotation, cellular component: plasma membrane. The coding region runs from base 691 to 1962 and encodes 423 amino acids. NCBI's taxonomy places the organism in Eukaryota, Metazoa, Arthropoda, Insecta, Diptera, Culicidae. The transcript is spliced from 5 exons. The record is from RefSeq and is a predicted model, not a curated record. Gene Ontology annotation, biological process: detection of chemical stimulus involved in sensory perception of smell; sensory perception of smell. Gene Ontology annotation, molecular function: olfactory receptor activity; odorant binding.
UGGAGGAUUUCGUAUAUCAGCUUUGUAAAAAUUCCCCCUGGAGUUUCUUCGUAAACGUCAAGGUCGCGGAGAUAUAUUGUUCUUAGGAAAGUUACUACAAUAAAUUCAAACUUAUCAUUUCCAAAGUAUUUUUAAUACGAACAGACGUUUUUGGUAGUAAAUAUCAAUAUGACAAUGUAUUAAACAUCAGCAAACCAGCUUCUCGUAUCCACUUGUUCCAGAAUAUCGAAAUAGAAUUACCGAUACACUUAAUUAUUAUCAUUAGCAGCUUAUUAUGCAAAUAUGUUUUACUGUACAAAGUAUGUUUUGUUUAACUUUUCUUAUGCGUAGAUGAAGCACAGAAGACUGUAUGAUCUCCUCAAAAUCUAUCUGGUGAAGGAUCAGUGAUUAUUUCAGUUUUGAACUGCAUAAAAGUGUUCACAUUCGGUAAAAUUAGACUUUGUCAAAUCAAACGGAAGUAUUGCUGAAUUUAGUGCGUUUGCAGUCAAAAUGUCAAGGAAAAAUAAAAUCUCCACUAGGUGAAUGGUUGUUUUUUCUUCAAGUUCAACAUUAUUUCUUGCAUCAGAUGGAAUCAAAGAAUAUGAAAGCUGCUCUAUUAUUACAGUUGCAUGAUGUAGUCUGAAUUCAUAAUUUAUAUUCAAUAAUGUUUUACUUUAUCUUGUGCAUUUUCCGCCUCGAUCCGUCCAGUCGAUGCAAUCUACUCCUCACAUCAUGAAGACAAUAGCUGGCCUCUGGAAAACGGUUAGAUACUACAAACACGAUUCGGACUUCUUCUUACUGGUGGAUUUUCUUGUUGAUAUAUGUGGAUACUACCCACCGAAAUGGAACCCUUUUGCAUUGUUCGCCUGGAGGAUUUUAAAAGUUGGCCAAUUGAUACAGUAUACAUUCUACGGUUAUCACUGCUAUCUAUCGGCUGCCAAGUGGCGCAACAUUCUUUACUUCUCACUGAACAUCAAUCUUUUUGUCGGUCUGUCGGUGGGAUUAUUCAGAGGUCUCGCUCUAGCUUACUACCAUGAUGAUUUGGUUAGGCUAAAGCACUUCAUGAACUCAAGAAAUUGUGGAAAAGAUGACGCCAAAGCAAACUACUCACGGAAACUACACUUCUGGGCCAACAAUCGUUUGGUCUUGAUUGGUUCGACGAUAUUGGUGCUAAAUGCGAUCCACUGGUGCUUGACAACAGCCUUCACCGAGGAUCUGUUCCAGAUCCCGUUUUCGUUGGAAUUUCUACCAAGCUCGGUGGCAAAUGUCAUUAUCUAUUACUACUCGUUCCAGAUGCUGAUCCAAAAUCUUGGAUAUUGGCAGAGCUUCUUUCAGUUUGGAUUGAUGCUGUCGUUGUUGAAAAAUGAACUCUUGAUACUUUCGGAUUAUUUUGAAUCAGUAUACGAUCGAGCUUUUCAGGUCUGCUGUGAUAACGAUCUUGAGUUGAAAUACGAGGACAGUUCGACAGCUUCGAAAAUGUGGGUAGCUAUUAGAACAGACUUUAUACGAGCAGCUGCUUAUCACAGUGACUACAUUGACCAUAUAAAUCUACUCAAGAAAGUUACGUACAUUAGUUUUCUCGUACUCUUGUCGGCCACUGCUAUUUUCGUAACUCUCAAUAGUUUCCUGUGCGUAAUUGAUUUCUCCAGUGAUGCUUUGGGAUUGUUGGUGUUUGGAUCUAUAUGUGGAAUGGAAUGUUUCUUCAUAUGCCGAUUUCUGGAUGAGCUGGAUGAAAUCAACCAGGACCUUGGCAUGAAAGCGUACGCUAUGGAUUGGAUGACCAGCAUUACGGUGCCACGUAGGAACAUGGAAGAUUAUCGCAUCGUCAAGCGCACCGCUCUCAUUGUGCAAGCUCAAGCUCAACAGGGGUUUGGUUUUCGUGCCGGUGGAAUGUUUGACAUGAAUUUGGAAAUGUUUAUGCAAAUUAUGAAAAUGUGCUACUCGCUGAUCACCUUUUUGAUGCAAACACAGGAAUCGGAAUAAUGGGUUUGACUUUGGCCGAUUAACCGGGGAUGGAAUCAUAACUAUAAAAACACAAGAAAUCAAAGAAAAUUAAGAGGAUCAAGUAGGGUAUUGUACCAUUUGGGCAGGUUUAUCUAUUUUGAGCACUUGUCGCUAUAACUAAGUCAAUUUCAAACCGAAUGAUUUGAAUUUUGUACAGAGUUAGAUACUGUACGUGCCUAACCCCGUAACGUGGGUAGAUCACCUUAGAAUGGUGCGUUGCGGUGUAAGAUCUACGAAUUCAAAUUUUGAUCUUGAUAUUAGCCGUAUUUUUAAAUAUUUCAAGAUCAAAGUUUGGUGCUCUUUCCUUGUGUUUUGAAGUAUUUGUGUUUCAAUGUACUGCUAAAUUACAUUUUAUUUCAGCAAGAUUCAGGUAAAUGUAUCGUACGAUAUAAAUAAUAUUUUAAAAAUAUGUAACUGUGGCGAGCGUAUCACUAAUAUGUAGCUUAUUUGACGUACGAUGUUAAUAUUAUUUUAUAUUUCAGAUUAUCAACCGAAGAAUCUAGUAAUUCAACCAAAUGCCAACAAUAUGACGAGAAAACCAGGAUGAAUUGGGCAUACAACUGAUUCGAAGCAGUCUAACAAUGGUGUGCCUGAACGUUAACCAAGCGUAUCCUUUGGAGUUUACCCUUCCACUAACAACACCCUAAUUCCCGUGACACCUAGGCCUGAGAGAUCGUAGAGUUGUCUACAUUUUUCAUAGGUGUCCAAAACUAACCAUCCUUUCCCAUUCCUCAGCAGUCGCAAGGACGUGGCCAGGACAGUGCUCGACCAUUGGAGGAUUGCGUCAGUCUUGUCUAAGAGUCAGAGAUUAGUCCCAAAUCUUUGUGCUUUGGUUCGGACGGGAAGGAUGCAACCCUCAUAACAGCGGUCUAGGACUGUACCACCUACGAAUUUGUGCGACUCGCUUAAUGCUAAUGCUAAUGCUAAUGCUAGUUAGAUACUGUACGUGCCUAACUCUGGACAAAAUUUCAAAUCAAUCGGUUUGAAAUUGACUUAGUAAUAGCGGCAAGUGCCCAAAAAAGGUACACCUGCCCAAAUGGUACAAGACCCUAGGUAUCACACGUGCACUCUAAAUUGAAACAGAAAAUCUAUGUUUACAAUAAUAUGUUUUGCACAGUAGCAGAAUAAAUUUGAUUAGCACUGCAGAGAAUCUGCCUGUUCAUUAUCGUAGACUUUUUUUUCUCGUGGGCUAUAAGUCCUGUCUAGUCCUGAAAAUGAUAGGUCGUCCGUAGCGAGUUUGAUUAAUUUUCCUACAUUUCCAUCUAGAAACACAGGGUACACAGGGUCAAAUAUUUGACAAGGAAAGAACUCAAGAAACAGCAUCUGUUUCACACUAACGAAAAUUUGAUCGAGUUAAACAAGGUGUUUGAUCAUUGGUUUUUUUUUCCUCCCCUGUUGGGGAAAUUAAGCCACUGCGUCCAAUAGGCUGAACUUUUGUGGCAUGUCCCGUUUUGAUAUUCGCAUCUAGCCAGCUAAUUACCAUGUGUCAAGUAAUCAGCUACUGCCACGACGCGUCGUCUCCCAGUCAGGUGCAAUGGAAUUAAUAAACUCCAAGACCUUUCCAGGUUUUGCAGACCAGAUCUCACUGGGUUGCAAGCAACCACUAUUUAGAAAUCUUUGCCUGCGCGUGUAUAAAGCACCACAACUGCAAAGCAGAUGUUCCGAGGUUUCACGUUCCGUAUUACAGAAACGACAGAUAUCACUCUGAAUAUGGCCAAUAUUUUUCAAGUGAUACCUGCUCGGGCAGUGUCCAGUUACUAGGCCAGUGUAUGUACAUAGAGCUCUCUUGUUGAGCUCUAAGAGCUUUUUGGUUUUAUAAGCAUUUGGUGUUAUAAAUCGUUUUGACUGAUUGCAAUUUUUGUCGUCCAUCCAAUUGGAUAUCACCCUCUGCUCAGCCCAGCGUUUCAGGUCCAUUUUAAUUGUACAGUUUGAAAUACCACAGAAUGGUUCUGGGCCAGCAAACUGUAAAUUGGAACCACUUUUAGCAAGCUCGUCUGCCAUUUCAUUCCCUUCAAUGCCACAGUGACCUGGAACCCAGUAUAAGUUUACUGAAUUCCCUUGGAACAGCCUGCGCAGUGAAAGAAUGCAUUCCCAGACAAGCUUUGAAGUGCAUUUGUAAGCGCACAAUGCUUUUAGUGCAGCUUGACUAUCUGAGAAAAUACAAAUAUUUGCAUAUCUGUAUUUUCUCUCAAGGCAGAUAUUUGCGCAUUUCAAAAUAGCAAGAAUCUCUGCUUGAAACACCGUAGGAUAGUGUCCCAUCGCCACUGAAAUUUGUAUUCCAGGGCCGUAGAUUCCUGCUCCCGUUUUUAUUCCAACUUUUGAGCCAUCUGUAAAGAAUUUGAUUGACCCUUGACGAACAGUGGGACCUCCGACUUCCCAAUCUGCACGAGUUGUUUCGUGCAACUUGUAAGGAACAUCAUGGUUCUCCACAGGUUUCAUCCAGUCUUUAAUCAUUUUCAUUACUGGCCUAUUUUGGAAGUAUUGUGAAAUGCUCAGGUGACCUACAAGAUCACCUGGCAUAAACUUUUCAACUCGUUCAAGUCUCAGCAAUUCCUUUUCUGCUUCUAAUUGCACGUACUCGUGCAAAGGUAGCAGAUUGAGAAUCGCAUCUAAAGCUUUUGAUGGUGUGCUUCGCAUCGCUCCUGUAACAGCAAUGGACGCAAGACGUUGAAUUUUCGCAAGCUUUGAUUGCGUGGUAGCCUCUUUUGUUUUUGGCCACCAGACAAACGAAGCAUACGUCACUUUUGGGCGUAUUAUGGCAGUAUAAAUCCACAUUAUCAUUUUUGGUUUCAAGCCCCACUUCCUGCCAAUAGUUUUGGAGCAUAACCAGAACGCACUUGUUGCCUUACCGAUCACGGACUCAAUUUGAGCAUUCCAGUUCAGUUUAGCAUCCAGUAUCAAACCUAAGUAUUUGACUCGAUCACUAGGAUGAAUUUGUAUCCCUCCAAGCCGAAAAGCUUUUAGGUUGAUCUUCCUUCUCCUAGUGAAAGGGACAAUUACGACUUUUGACGGGUUGAUGCUAAGGCCCUCCUUAAUACACCAUGAAUGUGUAUAGUUUAGAGCCCUUUGCAUUCUCUCCGUAACAGUUUCGUCAUACUUUCCUCUCACUAUUAUGACUAUAUCGUCUGCAAAGCCCACAACUUCGAA